CUCCGUGCCCCGAGGAGCUCCCAGGCCGCCUCCCGGACUCUUCGGGGCUGCGGCUAAUUAUAGCCGCCCCGUCAGUCGCUUCGUGUGCCUCUCCGCGCUCUCUGCCUCCCUCGGGGAGCCGUAGCCUUGUGGCUCUGAGCACCGCGCUCGCUCCCGAUGGUGGUGGUGUUUCCAUUUUCCCAGAGGUGUGAGGAGCUCACGCUCAGCAGCGUGGCUGCGGGGUGCUUGCUGCGUCUUCUCGGAGGGCUGAAGUUAGAGGAAUCGUAGUCUGAAAAGCACCUCGGGUGAGAACCCCCAUAGGGGCAGUGCAGAGCGAGGCAGUGUCAGCAGGUGGGUGCCCACAGCACGGAUCUGAGGGCAUUCCUGAUCAGUAACCCGAUGGGAGACGCUCCCAGCUUAGUGCAGUCCAAGUUAGCUGGUGUGUUUCUGGACUUUGACCCGCAAGCUCAGAAAUGCUUCCACUUCAGGCUGAGCGAUAUCUGUUCCCUGUGGCUGUAACAACAGCCUCUUUUUUAGAUUUUAAUCUCUUCUCACAGAACGUAACACAGUUUUGCAGCUUUAAGUCUGAUCAGGACAAGAUGUGUUCAGAAGGGCAGCAGUAGUGACGUGCUUUGUGCUGUGUUGGCUGCUGAACAAAACCAGUAGGUGCUGGAGGGGGGCUUGGAAACAGCACUGCUGAUGUUGGCUGGGAGUUUCUGUUUAAAGGUUGGACCGGAUUGGAAAAGAUUAAACCCCUUGAUGUAGGCUGCAGAGAAGAGGGAAACUGAAAUCUGGAGCUAUAGACAUAACUAGCAGCAUCUUUAGGGGAGAGAAGGAAGCUGCUUCUGUUUUUUUCUGUCCAGGACAAUGAAGGAUAUUGAAUUUUUCUGUCGUUUUUUUGAAACGAGAGUGUUUUCCUAUUUUCUUCUCUGCCUUUGCAAGUCAUGAGUGGCCACUAACACUUAAAAUACUGAUUGCUUUCAAGCCCAGAUUUAUUCUUACAAGAAGUCAUGGGAAUAGACUGCCCUUCAUCAUGCCUUUCCUUCUGGGUUUCUGGGCAAUAACCUCUGUAAAAGCUUCUAAAUAACUUUUCCACGAAUACAGUUUUUUGUUGCACCAUUAUAUUCUAUGAAACAAUGAUGAAAUACUGAGCAAAUGUUAACAAUAUAGAGAAUGUUGCACUUCUUGUGUUACAGAACGCAAGAAACCUCUUCCAGUGAAUGGAACAAUCCCUCUAGGACCUAGUGUCUGGGGCUGCCUUUCACCUUUGUAAUGUUCUUGUUCAGCUGGUUUGAGAGCACCGUGCAGGUUGGCAAAUUGCAGGACCUCAUCAACCGAAGUAAGAUGGCGAGGUGUAGAGGACGAUUUGUCUGCCCAGUCAUUCUGUACAAGGGAAAGCAUAUUUGCAGAUCAGCAACACUGGCUGGCUGGGGAGAGCUCUACGGGCGCACCGGUUACAACUACAUCUUCUCAGGGGGUUCUGACGAUGCUUGGGCAGAUGCGGAAGACAUUUCAGAGGAAGAUUCUGCACUGAGAAAUGCAGACUCCCAGCUGUUUGACAAGGUCAGAGGACACGACAUCAAGCUGCUUCGGUACCUCUCUGUCCGAUAUAUCUGUGAUCUGAUGGUGGAAAACAAGAAGGUGAAGUUUGGCUUGAAUGUGACGUCUUCUGAGAAGGUGGACAAAGCUCAACGUUAUGCUGAUUUCACGCUUCUCUCCAUCCCAUAUCCAGGCUGUGAAUUUUUUAAGGAGUACAAAGACCGGGAUUAUACAGCUGAAGGUCUCAUAUUUAACUGGAAACAGGAUUAUGUAGAUGCUCCAUUAAGUAUCCCAGCGUCUGUGACCCAAUCUCUCAGUAUUGAUUGGAGUGAGUACCAGAGCUGGGAUCUCGUACAACAGACACAGAACUACCUGAAGCUGCUGAUCUCUAUCAUCAAUAGUGAUGAUGACAGCGGGCUCCUGGUGCACUGUAUAUCCGGCUGGGAUCGAACUCCUCUCUUCAUCUCCUUAUUGCGCCUCUCCUUAUGGGCUGAUGGACUGAUCCAUGUGUCCCUGGAGCCAUCUGAGAUCCUCUAUCUGACAGUGGCCUAUGACUGGUUUCUCUUUGGGCACAUGUUAGCCGAUCGACUCAAUAAGGGAGAAGAGGUGCUGCAUAUGGCAUGUGUGCUAUCACAGAUGCAUGGAGUUGCUUGUGCUGGUUCUGGGAUGUGUAUCUGGAGUUGUACAGGUGUACGAGAAGACCAGGAUGGAAUGUUGGCAGCCCUUGGCAGUUUGAUUUUCUUUUUCUGCUUCAAUUUUCUGAAGCACAUCACCUCUGAGGAGUUCUCUGGUGUGAAGUCACAGAGAAGGAAGAGUUUGCCACCUGGCUUCACCUUGGAAGAGAUCUGCAUGCUCAAGCAGAGAGACCGAGGCAGCACCACAAGUCUGAGCAGCGACUUCUCCCUGGGGAUGGAAAGCUCCCCUGGAGCAGCAGGGAGUUUCACGUAUGAAGCAGUGGAGCUGAUGCCAGCAGGAGCACAGGCCCAAGCAACAUGGAGGAAGAGCAGUGCAUCAUCACCUCAGGCCGUGCUCUGGAGCAGGGCACAGCAGUCUGAAGACAGGCUGCCUUCUGCAGGGAUGGUUGAAGUCAAGUCCUCCAGCUCCUCCUCAUCAACCCAUUCUGAUAACUUUCUGAGGAUUGGAAGCAGCCCACUGGAGGUGCCCAGAUCCAGAUCGGCGGACCAUUCUCUGCCCGGAUCUUCCGUUUCCACAGACUUUGGCAGCUGGCAGAUGGUGACAGGGUGUGGCAGUAUUCGGGAGCAGGCAACCCUGAGCGCAGACGCCUCUCUCCCUUGCAGCUUCCCGGAUGAGUUCUCUAACACUUGCCUGCUGGUGUCAGCGAGCGACCGCGAGUCCCGGCUGGAAGAAGUGCGUUCCGCCUUCCUGGCCAGCUACAGCCGGACCAUCGGCCUGAAGGCCGUGCCCCCCAGCCCCUCGGGGGCCAUCGGCGGCCUCCUCGAGCAGUUCGUGCGGGGCGUGGGACUGAGAGGCAGCAGCACGCUCUGAGAGCCGCCACGCUCCAGGACGGAUGGAUGGAGAACCGGGGUCCCCUGGCCGAGCCGGGACCCCCAUCCUCGGGGGGGACGCGGGCACGGAACCGAGCACCCGCUUGUGAUUACCCUGCUCGGGGCUGGGGAGCGGCGGGGGCUCCGAGGCGGCCCCGCAGUAAAGACCUCCGUGUGCCGA
This is a messenger RNA of Phasianus colchicus (ring-necked pheasant), 3204 nucleotides long. The record is from RefSeq and is a predicted model, not a curated record. NCBI's taxonomy places the organism in Eukaryota, Metazoa, Chordata, Aves, Galliformes, Phasianidae.